CGGCGACUUCCUGCUUCAUCCACUGCGCAGACCAACCCUGUCAACUAUCCACCCACGCUCAUCCACCACAUCUCCGAUCGCCACGAGAAGGAUCACGAUUCCGUCCAGUUUGGCGCCUGCUCUACCACCACGGGAGGAGCCCCUACUCUGCCCGUCCUAGCGACCAUUCCAUCCCCGUUGCGCCAACAUGUCUGAACGCAAGGUUCUUACGAAGUACUACCCCCCAGAUUUUGAUCCCAGCAAGAUCGGGAGACAGCGCAAGCCCAAGGAUGCCGGCCCCAAGAUACAGACCGUUCGCCUUAUGGCGCCUUUCUCCAUGUCCUGUCAAAAGUGCGGCGAGUUCAUCUACAAGGGUCGCAAGUUCAACGCCCGGAAAGAGCAUACUGACGAGAAAUACUAUGCGAUUACGAUUUUCCGCUUUUAUAUCCGCUGCACGAGGUGCUCUGCUGAAAUAACAUUUAAGACUGACCCUAAGAACCUCGACUACACCUGCGAACGUGGUGCAAAGCGUAACUUCGAGCCAUGGCGCGAGGCCAAGCUAGCUGAAGAGACAGAGGAGGAGCGCCUGGAUCGGCUAGAGAGGGAAGAGGCAGAGCGCGAUGCCAUGGCCGAGCUGGAGACGAAGACAUUGGAUGCGAAGACGGAAAUGGCAAUCGCAGACGCGUUGGAUGAGAUCCGGACGAGAAACGCGAGGAUAGAGAGGGGCGAGUUUGCUGCAGAAUCUGGAGCUGAGAAACCGGCGCCCGACUUGAAGCGCGAGCGGCAAGAGAAGGAAGACGAGGAAGCGGCUAAACGCGCCUUCGAGACCGCUACUGGUGAGCGCGUGCGGAGACUGGAUGAUCAGGCCGUUGCGGAGAGUUCGGCAAUGGCGGCGGAGCCCGCUGAAGCUAUGCCGCCGCCGACUUUUAAGCGUGCGCCCAAAAAGAAGAAGGAUUUGGGCGCAGCGCUUGGAAUUAAGAAGAAGCCUUCAUUGGUUUAGUGAGUUGGUUGGUGAAGUGGCGUAUCUAAUGACGGCGUUUGUGAAGGUCUUUUGGAAUUAGCAUCUCUGGGCGAGCUUGCGGGUAUGGAGUUGGUUGGAAACUUACGAUAUCACAGGGAAGAAUCUUUUUGAACAAUUCCUAGG
Molecule: messenger RNA, 1123 nt
Organism: Aplosporella prunicola CBS 121167
Lineage: Eukaryota; Fungi; Ascomycota; Dothideomycetes; Botryosphaeriales; Aplosporellaceae
Exons: 2
Coding region: 188-979 (263 amino acids)
Biological process (GO): mRNA splicing, via spliceosome
Cellular component (GO): U2-type catalytic step 1 spliceosome
Source: RefSeq, a predicted model, not a curated record